Lepidothrix coronata (blue-crowned manakin) is the source of this 2283-nucleotide messenger RNA. RefSeq names its product ring finger protein 34 (gene RNF34). The transcript has 6 exons. Gene Ontology annotation, molecular function: ubiquitin protein ligase activity. Gene Ontology annotation, biological process: proteasome-mediated ubiquitin-dependent protein catabolic process; negative regulation of extrinsic apoptotic signaling pathway via death domain receptors; protein K48-linked ubiquitination. The record is from RefSeq and is a predicted model, not a curated record. Lineage: Eukaryota; Metazoa; Chordata; Aves; Passeriformes; Pipridae. Gene Ontology annotation, cellular component: plasma membrane; cytoplasm. The coding region runs from base 50 to 1108 and encodes 352 amino acids.
GGCCGGGAGGGGCGGGGGCGGCGGCGGCGCUGGAGCGGCGGGAGCGGCCAUGAAGGCGGGAGCUACUUCCAUGUGGGCUUCCUGCUGUGGAUUGCUGAAUGAAGUCAUGGGGACGGGAGCAGUGCGUGGCCAGCAGGCUGGAUUUGGGGGAGGUGCUGGCCCGUUCAGGUUUACACCAAGUACAGACUUCUCAGCAUAUCCAGCUCCAGCUGCAGCCAGCACUAACAUUGUCUGCAAAGCCUGUGGACUUUCCUUCUCAGUUUUUAGGAAAAAACACAUGUGCUGUGACUGCAAGAAGGAUUUUUGCUCCGUUUGUUCAGUCUCACAAGAGAACCUCCGGAGAUGUUCCACCUGUCACUUGCUGCAAGAAACAGCCUUCCAGCGACCUCAGCUAAUGAGAUUGAAAGUGAAGGAUCUGCGUCAGUACCUGAUUCUCAGGAACAUCCCAACAGACACCUGCAGGGAGAAGGAAGACCUGGUGGAUCUGGUGCUGUGCCACCACGGAUUGGGGUCGGAGCAGGACAUGGACGCUGGCAGGUUGCGCUCGUCACGCUCACAGACCUCGGGGUUUUUUACUCAUCCCUUUUCCAUGUCUGUAUCCAUGUCCAAUCCAGGAGAACUUGCAAACAGGAGGGGAAGCACAGGAAGUGGAACACCUUCACGGGGCCAAACGGAAACAUCUGUAAAUAAUGAAGAAGAAGAAAGUGCAGAAGAGCAGACCCCUGGACUGUCCAGGAAGCGAGCGAGGGCGUCGCUGUCCGACAUUUCAAGCCUGGAAGACAUCGAAGGGUUGAGUGUUCGGCAGCUGAAGGAAAUACUGGCCUGUAACUUUGUCAACUACUCAGGAUGCUGUGAGAAAUGGGAACUUGUGGAAAAAGUCAGCAGACUGUACAGAGAGAGCGAGGAAAACCACAAGACACAGGGUGAGAAGAUGCAGCUGAACGAGGACGACGACAACCUGUGCCGGAUCUGCAUGGACGCGGUGAUCGACUGCGUGCUGCUGGAGUGCGGCCACAUGGUCACCUGCACCAAGUGCGGGAAGCGCAUGAGCGAGUGCCCCAUCUGCCGCCAGUACGUCGUGCGCGCCGUGCACGUCUUCAAGUCCUAAGCCAGCCCCGGCUCCCCGUGGGCAGCAGUGCCGAGCCCCUGCAGCCCUCAGCUCCUUAGUUCUCAGUUAAACGUGGCCCUUUGAGCACCAGGUUCUGGAGUUCGUGAAAGUUUUUUCUACCCCCCUCCUGCAGGGCAGGGCUGGGCAGGCCGAGGCCAGGCCUGUGUGCAGGGCUGGCACUGCCCCGCUGACCCGCUCACCCUGUUGUUGACUGUUGGAGUCAAAACUGUUUACAACAGUUCUUGCUCUCUUCUGAAGAAUCUCCUUACGUGUUCAGCACUCGGCAAGUGGUCAGCAAACACCUCUGCUUGAGCCUGUGAUAGCCUGUGGUGUUCUUAGUGCAUUAGAAGCAAUGAAUAUAUCAGUUGAAUAUUCAGCUUUUCUCUAACUCUAGAAUGUACCUGUCCCGACACGGUGCCGGGGUCGGGCAUGGCUGUAGGAAGCACUGCCAUGAACUGUACCUGCACAGAAGCCCUUAAGCAAUCUGGCUUUGUGCUGAUUGCUCCUUCUGAAUGUCUGUCAUGACACCAUGUGCUGUCUUGGCUGUUCUCUGUCAAUGUACAAAACACUCCGUCACUUUGCAGGGCUCAGGGGCUGCACAGGGCUCUGCCAGGUGGGCUCCAAAAACCAGUUACUGGGUGGUUUUGGGUUUAGGAAGAAAAUAUAUUUUUUAAAAGGGGUAUUCUAGCAAACCAUAUUAGUGUGGUCCUUAAUCCGCUCAUGCCUGUUGUAACUAUUACUCUGUGAUGAUUGUAUUCCAUGUGCCGACAGCCUGUUACUGUGAACACUGAUCAGGGUCACCACCUCCUGCUGCUAACGUGGAAUGUGUGGCAUUACUAACCUUAACUGGGGAGGGGGCAGUUGGGAGCAGGGAAAGGAAACAGGUUUUGUUUAAAAACCUCCCGUUCAGAGACUUUCACCCAAGGCUGAGUCACCAAAACCAGCUUCCCAGGGGCUGCUGGGGGCCCUGUGUUGCUGCCAGCCCUUGGCCCAGGGCUGAGCUGGGCUUUGUACCAUCAGCACAGGUACAGGUCCUCUUGGAGCAGGAAUUGUGGUGGUCCUUGUAGGAUAUCUGUGAGUGAUGACCUGGGGAAGAGAGGGGCAAGGGUAGCUCUUCUUGGGGAUCUGUGGCCCAGCUUGGCCAUGACAGAUCAGUUAAGUUCUCUGUAAAAAAA